AUUUUCCAAAUGACAAAUAACGUAAGCAACAAAAAGGAGGGAAAAAGGUAGCAAGAAAUGAAGUAAAUUUGUAGCUAAACAUUGCAAACCCAAACUUAAUGUAGACACAAGUUAUUCCUUCCUCCUACUUCGCCCUCUUCCUCCACAAUUCUUUGUGGACUCUUCCUUUCCAGAAGUAUCAUCCUCCUCCCGUCCCGCCGAUCUCCUACUAACCACCGCGAUACCUUCUUUCUUCUGGACGUUGAAGGGUACGACUUCUUGGAUCUCAGUAAUAUCGGAUAUCGGUGGUGAGUCAAACGAGCAGGACCUAAUCAAAGAUCUGCUAGAAAGAAUAGAUCUUUGAAUUUUCUGGGGGUUUUCAGCAUCUGGGUCUGGAUUUCAUUGAUGGGUUGGAAGUAUAAGGCGGGUUUGUUAUUGAUAGCUACUGUGGUUGUCAUAUGGGUUGCCUCUGCGGAAGUCACCCAGGGUAUCUUUGCAGACUAUAAACAGCCUUUUGCAGUUACAUAUCUUGGAGCUUCCCUCUUGGUAGUUUACCUCCCAAUAGCAUUCCUUAAAGAUUGGUUGUGUAAUUUUCUAAGACGUCAAUCUCCUACUAGUGGUAAAGAUGUAGAAAGCGUAGAUGAGUCUUCUAUUGGACUUAACUCUCCUCUAAGGCAAAAAAUCAUUGAAAUGGAAAUUCAAGGGACUUUGACAAAGAAGGACAGUGGAGUAGAUUUUUCACCUCAUAUCGAGGAAGCAGCAUUGAUUUCUGGAAAUAUAGAAGAAGUUCUUUCCCUGAAACAAGGUAAAGAGCUUACUACCAGGGAGACUGCAACCUUGGGAUUUUACAUUGCUCCUAUCUGGUUUAUAACAGAGUAUCUAGCAAAUGCAGCUCUUGCACGGACAAGUGUUGCGAGUACAACUGUACUGUCCUCUACGUCAGGGCUUUUUACCCUUUUCAUCGGCACUUUUCUAGGCCAAGAUUCGUUAAAUGUAGCAAAAGUAGUUGCUGUAUUUGUCAGCAUGGCUGGUGUUGCCAUGACCACCUUGGGAAAAACGUGGGCCACUGAUGAGUCAGAAUUAAGUUCUUCAGCCAAUGGGAAGCGCUCUCUUGUUGGAGAUCUUUUUGGCCUUCUCUCAGCCAUGUCUUAUGGGCUAUUUACAGUGCUCCUUAAGAAGUUUGCUGGUGAGGAAGGAGAAAGGGCUGAUGUGCAGAAGUUGUUUGGAUACAUAGGACUUUUUACACUGGUAGCAUUAUGGUGGCUUAUUUGGCCAUUGACAGCCCUGGGAAUUGAACCCAAAUUUACAAUUCCUCAUUCCACCAAGCUGGAUGAAAUUGUUCUCGUGAAUGGCUUUGUUGGAAGUGUCCUCUCUGAUUACUUUUGGGCUUUGUGUGUUGUAUGGACCACUCCACUGGUGGCCACCUUGGGAAUGUCACUUACCAUCCCUCUCGCUAUGGUAGCAGACAUGGUAAUCCACGGCCGUCACUACUCAGCUAUCUACAUUCUUGGCUCGGUUCAGGUAUUUGCUGGCUUUGUAAUAGCUAAUCUUUCAGAUCGGUUCUCCAAGAAGUUGGGGUUGUAGCAUUCGAGGAAAUGGUGUAGCAUAAAUAGGCAAAUCUUAUUUCUCUCUCGGGGCAAUUGUCUCUGCCAUAUUGAGCUUACUAUACAUUUACAGAAUACCGAUUUAACGUGUAAACCCCUCCCUCAUGCCACGAUGCAAUGUUAAAUUGUAAUUGAUUGAUUGUCUAAAUGAAAUCGUUUGUAGUUGGUGUACUUCUCAUCCCUUGGUUUCGAUUUUUGUAAUGAAUUUUUUACUUGUGU
Messenger RNA from Rubroshorea leprosula, 1802 nucleotides. The record is from the annotation of a GenBank genome assembly. NCBI's taxonomy places the organism in Eukaryota, Viridiplantae, Streptophyta, Magnoliopsida, Malvales, Dipterocarpaceae.